AUUUAUUGUUCUUGACAUGGCGUCUUGAACGUUGUACAUUCUUUAUCGCAUAAUUAUUCCGACCUGAACUUGGAAGAUUAACGUGCUAAUGGACAAAGGUAUUUGAAGUACUCUUGAAAUGAGACUAUUUUUAAAUCUUCCCAUAACUUCGUUUAAACGUCUACCAUAUUUCAACGCCAAUCUAUCACAUUAUACUCCAUGCUGGAGAAAAAUGGCGACCGAAGUGGAAAAAGCACAAACUGCAGCUCCCACGGGAGAUACCAUUUUCGGAAAGAUACUUCGUAAAGAAAUACCUUGCAAUUUUAUUUACGAGGAUGAUCAGUGCGUUGCAUUUCAUGACAUUAACGCCCAAGCACCGGUGCAUUUCCUGGUGAUUCCACGAAAACCGAUACCGCAACUUUCGAGGGCCGAGGAUGGAGACGAAGCUUUGUUGGGUCAUUUAAUGAUAGUUGCUCGUAAACUGGCGAAGCAAGAAGGUCUCGAUCGUGGUUUUCGUUUAGUCAUCAACGACGGCCAGCAUGGUGCACAAUCGGUCUAUCAUUUGCAUCUACAUGUUCUUGGUGGUCGUCAAAUGCAAUGGCCUCCUGGUUAAGGAACUUUUUUCACUUAACAUAACGUUAUAUCCAACUGUAACUUACGAUUAUAAAAAAAUCUUUUGCCAAUAAUAAAACAUUGAGGAAAAUA
This is a messenger RNA of Frieseomelitta varia, 684 nucleotides long. It is a transcript of the gene HINT1, whose product is annotated as histidine triad nucleotide-binding protein 1. NCBI's taxonomy places the organism in Eukaryota, Metazoa, Arthropoda, Insecta, Hymenoptera, Apidae. Gene Ontology annotation, biological process: purine ribonucleotide catabolic process. Gene Ontology annotation, cellular component: nucleus; cytoplasm. Gene Ontology annotation, molecular function: hydrolase activity. Bases 119 to 592 code for a protein of 157 amino acids. The record is from RefSeq and is a predicted model, not a curated record. The transcript has 2 exons.